This is a messenger RNA of Chara braunii, 1923 nucleotides long. Lineage: Eukaryota; Viridiplantae; Streptophyta; Charophyceae; Charales; Characeae. The record is from the annotation of a GenBank genome assembly.
UCUCAUAAGUGGACUUAGCCAACUUCUGAGACGGCAUUUUCUUAGACAUGUACUCAACUCGCCUCAACUUUCGCCCCUCCUGCUGCGCAAGCACGGCGCCAAUGCCAUAUUGGCUAGCAUCCAUGGUUACUAUAAAUGGCUUAUCAGGAUCGGUCUUGGAGCAGCACGACGGCGAGGAUUGGCACCCUGUGGAGUGUUUCAGCCACAAAGUGUCUCCCAUCAAUUCUCUGGAUGAUGCAAGGAAGGAGCUGCUUGCGUUCGUCAUGGCUCUCAAGCGAUGGCGGCACUUCCUUCUUGGGCGUCGUAGGUUCACAUGGGUCACGGACAAUAACCCAUUGACCUACUACAAGACGCAGGACAUGCUAUCUUCGGAUCACCGGUCGGCCAGCCACUAUCGCAUUGCCGACGGGUACUUGCUCCUCCACUCGAGAGGCAAGGACUUACUGUGUGUCCCACGCGACCGCCGUCUUCGGACUCGCCUUCUCGGCGAGUAUCAUGAUUCGCGACUCGCCGGCCAUUUCGGAGUCAAUCGCACGAUUGCACGGCUUCGACAACAAUUCCGAUGGCCCGACCUCAUUUCCGAUGUCAUGCGGUAUUGCGAUUCUUGCGAAGUUUGCCGACGCAGCAAACCCCGCAACCGCAAUCCCUAUGGCGAGUUACGCCCGAUGCCUAUCCCCCGGGAACCCGGUAUCUCCAUUGCUAUGGAUGUCACCAAUCCAUUUCCUCGAGACCAGCUCGGGCACGACGGCAUCCUCACGGUUGUGGACCGAUUGAGCAAGUACGCACGUUUCCUUCCUUGCAAGUACUACUCCACGGCUCCCGAGCUGGCACGCCUCUUGCACACCGGUUGGAUUUGUGGUCACGGCGUACCCGAGGACAUAAUCAGCGACCGUGACACUCGUUUCAUGUCGACUUUUUGUACCUCUCUCAUGCAGGAGUCCGACACGACGAUGAAACCCAGUUCAGCUCGGCAUCCACAGACAGACGGGCAAACGGAGCGGGCACAUCAGACCGCUCAAAUGAUGCUUCGUACGCUCAUCCGUCCGGACCAGAAGGAUUGGGUUGACCGCCUCCCCGACAUCGAGUUCGCCUACAACACUUCAGUGCACGUGGCGAUCGGUGUGACUCCAUUCGAGUUGCACCACGGUGGACGGAAAGGCCGUAUCUUCGCUAAUCUUCUCCUCCCUCGACCAGCCGACAUGGACGCCGCUUGCUCUCCCGCUUCCGUCCGGAAGUACAGGGAAUUGCUGGCUCAAGCCCGCACAAACAUGCAAAAGGCUCAAGUCCGCAUGCAGCAGCAAGCCAACAGGCGYCGCGUACCAUGUCCCAUCCGCGCCGGAGAUCGAGUUUGGGUCUCCUCGGAAGAGUUUGCAUUGGAACAGGAUGUCUCACGCAAACUACUCCCUAAGUGGUUAGGACCAUGGACAGUGACAUCAGCUGCGGGCGAUGAGCCCGAUGGCCCUUCAUUUGUGAUCGACAUUCCUGAGCAUCUGACGGUCCAUCCAGUCUUUCAUGCGUCAAAGCUGGCAACAUAUACACCAACUAAGAGCGAUGACUUCCCGGGCCGACGAUCGCAGGACCCUCCUUCUAUGGAUGGUCAUCAGGAGGUUGACCACGUCAUCUCAGAUUGCAAGUAUGGCAGCAAGCCGCACCAGUACAAAGUUACAUUCAGAGCAUGCGAUCCCGACGACACUCGGUGGAUUUCAGGAGUAGAUUUGAAAGCGUCUGCACCGCUGAUCUACGCACACUACGAGCGACAGAGCUUAGCCAAGGGACCUCCACGACCUGCCCCUCCCACCCGGACUGUGGUCCCUCCCUCAGACAGACAGCUUCGCCCUCGUAGGUAAGCUCGAUCUUUCAAGGAGGGGGGGGUGUGGCAUACUGUGCAGCCACACAGGCCCUGCAGGGCCCGUCCCGGACCUC